Sphaeramia orbicularis (orbiculate cardinalfish) is the source of this 1804-nucleotide messenger RNA. RefSeq names its product acyl-CoA dehydrogenase long chain (gene acadl). The record is from RefSeq and is a predicted model, not a curated record. Gene Ontology annotation, biological process: long-chain fatty acid catabolic process; carnitine metabolic process, CoA-linked; fatty acid beta-oxidation using acyl-CoA dehydrogenase. Lineage: Eukaryota; Metazoa; Chordata; Actinopteri; Kurtiformes; Apogonidae. Gene Ontology annotation, molecular function: long-chain fatty acyl-CoA dehydrogenase activity; flavin adenine dinucleotide binding. Gene Ontology annotation, cellular component: cytoplasm; mitochondrion. The coding region runs from base 89 to 1417 and encodes 442 amino acids. The transcript is spliced from 12 exons.
GGCACAUUAAAGCAGCAGAAGAAGAAGCAGUUACUAGAAAGUCUUAGCGGUGUUUUGAUAAAACUGGAAGCGGAUCAAGUGUAACAGAAUGUUGUUGAAAACAAUUGCCACGACCUGUUUUUCUGGAUUGAGAAAUGGCUUUUACCCUGGACAGUUCCUCCCUGCUGCUACUUUAAGACUGCAGCAUACUCAGGCUGAACAUGUUGGGCAGCCUGGACCCUCAACCCGUUUAGAAUCUUCCUCUGCCAAGACCCUGAUGGACAUUGGGACGCGCCGGAUCUUCAAUGAAGACCACGAUCUUUUCAGACAAAGCGCCCGUCGAUUCUUCCAAGAGGAGGUGAUUCCACAUCACAAGGAGUGGGAGAAGGCAGGUCAGGUGAGCCGGGAGGUGUGGGAGAAGGCUGGUGAGCAAGGCCUCCUGGGACUGAUGAUACCAGAAGAGCACGGUGGUGUCGGAGGAGACUUGUUUUAUGCUGCUGUCAUGUGGGAGGAGCAAAUGUAUUCCAACUGCUCUGGACCAGGUUUCAGCCUCCACUCCAACAUUAUUAUGCCUUACGUCUCUCAUUAUGGAACAAAAGAACAGAUUGAGCGCUUCAUUCCCAGGAUGGCUGCUGGGAAAUGUAUCUCUGCUAUCGCCAUGACAGAGCCCGGAGCAGGCAGUGAUCUUCAAGGUGUGAGGACGUACGCAAAGAAAGACGGUAGCGACUGGAUUCUGAACGGCAACAAGGUGUUCAUCUCAAACGGUUGGAUGUGUGACCUGGUCAUCGUCGUGGCCAUGACCAACCGUGAGGCGAAAUCCCCAGCUCAUGGCAUCAGUCUGUUCCUGGUAGAGGACGGCAUGAAGGGCUUCCAGAAAGGACGCAAGUUGGAGAAGAUUGGUUUGAAGGCACAGGACACUGCAGAACUAUUUUUUGAGGAUGUACGACUCCCGGCUGAUGCUCUCCUCGGGGAGGUCAACAGAGGUUUUUAUUACCUGAUGAAUGAGCUUCCUCAGGAGCGUCUUGUCAUUGCUGAUCUAGCUAUAGCAAGCAGCGAGUUCAUGUUCGAGGAAACGAGGAACUACGUGCUGCAGAGAAAAGCUUUCGGCAAGAACCUCGCUAACCUACAGACUGUGCAGCACAAACUGGCAGAGCUGAAGACUGACAUCUGCGUGGGCCGAGCGUUCAUAGAUAGCUGCCUUCAGCUCCACGCCGAGAAACGUCUGGAUGCCGCCACUGCCUCCAUGGCCAAAUACUGGGCAUCUGAAACCCAGCUGAAGGUGGCUACUCAGUGUCUGCAGCUCCAUGGAGGCUGGGGAUACAUGUGGGAAUAUCCAAUUGCCAAGGCGUUUGUGGACUCACGUGUACAACCCAUCUAUGGAGGCACCAAUGAAAUCAUGAAAGAGUUGAUUGCCCGCAGCAUUGUCAGCCCCAAGUGAAAAACGAUUAACUUGUUAAAUAGUUCUGAAAAAAUACAAGGAGACGCGUGAAGAAGGGUAGGAUGUGAAUGAUCUAAUGAGGUUAAGCAGACUGUAUAUUUGUUAUGGUACAAGAAAUGAUUACAUGAAAUUAUUCAAUAUCAUUUCAUAUGAGAUGAGAUAAAAUGAGACUAGAUGAUUUUUAAUAAGCUGAGUUUAACAUGAGCUCUACCUUUUUGCUGAGUUGACAUGAUAUUGUUUUGUUUUGUUUGUUUACAUGUGUAAUAUGACAAUUUAACUACGUGUCUAUUAUGUGGUUGUUAAUUCUGAUUGAGUCUGUUGAUGGAGUUUAGUUGUACUGUAUUAUAAUAAGCAAACACUUGGUUUAUAAAUUUCACUUUAAUUGUU